Molecule: messenger RNA, 1137 nt
Organism: Eimeria mitis
Lineage: Eukaryota; Apicomplexa; Conoidasida; Eucoccidiorida; Eimeriidae
Exons: 3
Coding region: 1-1137 (378 amino acids)
Source: RefSeq, a predicted model, not a curated record
AUGGCUUCACCAGGCUUCGAAAUGUCCCUUUUGACGUUGGCUCGGGUGGGAAAUGCCUCCACAACUCUGAAACAUGAGAAUGAGGACCAGCUUAGAAUCCUGCAGUCAUUAGAGUUCGUAGACGAGUGCGGAGCAGAUGAUUUUGUCAAAGUCUACGCAGCCGUUGCUGCCAUGAAUUACAGGAUGAAAACCUUGGAACGCUUGUCUGUUUUGGACGGCGCGCUGAUGACCUAUAUACUACAAGCUCAUAAGGCUUGGCUGACGGGAAAGCUGCAGUUGAUUCGCAUACCGCUUGAGAUGGAUGCAAAUUUGAUACAGGAAAUCCAUGUGUUAUUGUCAAAAGUUCGCCUAGCACCUGCGGGGCAGACACCCUCUGGAAUAACAAAUGAAGAAAUGCAAGUCGUCAAAGAUUUGUUUCAGCGGCAGCUGCAGGAUGUCCAGGGCAUGGAUGGUGCGAACGAUGUCGAGGCUGUUAAAGCUGCGUACCAACGGGCGAAUCAAGUUAACGAAAGGCUCAAAUACAUAUUGCAGAUGCAAAAGGAGAAGUUUCAUUCAGCUUUGAAGCGCCAGACGCUCAGCAAGGAAGAGGCCAAUGAGGGUGCUGUGACCGCUGAGAAUGUUGCCGCAGAUGCUGUGAAGAAACGGUUUCUCGAGCAAUGGCGCAAAGUUGAAUCUUUGGCGAGGGAGCAUUGGUUGAGAGCGCAAGAGACGGUAGAAGCGGCGAGGAAGGUGAAAAAGUACAAACUAGACAGCGAAAGAUUUGGAUCAUCUGGACUGGAUAAGAGAACGAAACUUAGGACUACGGCGGUUGCGAAGAAAGCAGAGUCAGGACUUCCGUUGCUAAGAUUUCAAUGUUUGCAUGAAUUGUCAAAGGAAAUUGAGACGGGAGAUGGAGAGGCCUUCGUAGCAGCAUCAUCUCCAGACCCUGUGGCCUCCUCAGCAGCACAAGAAGCCCCCGAUAUGAUACUGCAAUCGGCAAGGCGGCUAACAAAGAGGCACUGCCGCCUUAGGGGCUCCAAAUGGCAUAUAGGAGGCCGCAACAGCCAAAGGGGGGCCACGAAUGCCACGGGGGUCUCCCCAAUGCCAUACGGGGUCCCAUCCGACAGCAGGGCUCCCAAGGGCGCAGAGGCCCCUUAA